Centropristis striata (black sea bass) is the source of this 933-nucleotide messenger RNA. RefSeq lists its product as uncharacterized. Bases 112 to 795 code for a protein of 227 amino acids. Lineage: Eukaryota; Metazoa; Chordata; Actinopteri; Perciformes; Serranidae. The transcript is spliced from 7 exons. The record is from RefSeq and is a predicted model, not a curated record.
AUAUCAAUAAUUUAUUGAUCAGUCAUUUACCCCUGUAAUCUGUUCUCUGUAAUUGAUUUUGAUAAAUGUAAACUAAAAUGUAUAACCACGCCAUAACAUAACACUCUGCAGAUGAAAAAAGUUCCAGAUUUUUCUGAUGCCCUCUACGACAGUGAUGACAGUACAGAGGGCCCUUCAGCUCAGUCCAAGUCUGAGAUGGCUUUACAAAGAAUGCAUACAUUAGAAGAUUUCUGUCAACCUGUCAGUGAUUCAGAUGAGAGUAUUGUGGAAGAAACCGAUUUUGAGGAUUCCACAAAGGAUGAUUCCACUGAGCAAUCAGACAUUGAAGUUCUUCCAAAGCUGUGGACAAAAAUCAUUCAGAUGAAAAACGUACCAGAUUAUUCUGAUGCCCUCUAUCAUUCAAGUGAUGACAGUGCAGAGGAUCCAUCUACUUGGUCUAAGUCUGAGAUGUCUUCACAAAGGCGAAGGAGAAGCUGCUUCCGUCCUAGGCUGUUGAAAUUGAAGAUUGUUCACAAGAGGAUAUCGAAGAUGCAAGUAUGGCAGAAGAUCAGGGUUCAGAAGAUGAGACCAUCACCACACCAUCACAAGAAAGCCCCCUUGCCAAAAACCAGAGGAGGAAGUUUGCUAAAAAGAGAGAUGCCAGUAUACCAGAAGCUCAGGAAUCAGAAGACGAGGACAGCACCGCAUCCCUACAAGAGAGGACCUCUACAGAAAACCAGAGGAGGUUUUCAAAAAAGAGAGGUAAACAAACUGUUGUUAAAAGAACCUGGACAACAGAAGAAUGUGCUGCAGUAGAACGUCAUUUAAAGAAAUCAAUUCUGAUGAACCAAGUCCCAGGGAAGGAGGACUGUCAGCGCUGCAUCACUGCAGAACCUCAAGCCCUGAAGAAUCGAGACUGGAGGGCAGUGAAAUACUUUGUUAAAAAUCGAAUUU